AUGGCACCACCAACAGGCAUAAACCGAACCCACGCAAUCCAAAUCGACGAAACCGACUCCGAACCCGACUCCGAAGACGGCGGUAUCAGCAUCCCCCUAGAAGAAGACAGCAUGCAACUCGACUCCCCAGCCUCACCAGAAGAAGAAGAAGAAGAAGACUCCGACCCAACCCCAGGCUCCUUCCUCCAACUCGCCGGCGGCGAGAUCGAUUUCAUCGACUACGGCGCCGAGGGCAUGGGCGAUGGAAGAGACUUUCUCACUACGGCCCCGCACCCCGAUGUGCGUCCCGUGCCGGGCUUACCUGCUGGCGAUAUCGCGCGCCAUCGGGCUCGCACACGGACGCGGGAGGAGGAACAUGCUGCGCUUUGCGUGUUGGAUGAUUGGGAACUUACGAUGACGCAUGCGCUUAAUUCUAGACGGACGAUUCCUCAAACGAGACGGCGGUUUCAGGCGAAGAUGCUGGCACCGACGAAUUCGAAGCUGGAGGAUGAUCUUUAUGGGGCGCGGUUUACGGUGCCGGAGAUGCAGACUGAGUUUGUUCCUGCUGUUACGGCGCCGGGUCGGCGUGGUGUGAAGCAGGUUACGACUGGGCUGGGGACUGGGACUGCGUUUUUGGUGCCCGGGGCGUGGAAGGAGGUUGUUAGUCAUGAGGAGGGGUCUUGGUGGCCGGAGGGGAGGGCGAGACAGCAGGUUGGGGGUGUGGGGUCUGGGAGGAAGAGGAAGAGUCUUGUUGCUGGUGGGAGUCGGUCUGGCUCGUGGUCGGCUUCGGGGUCUGGGGCUAGUUCGAGGGUUGUUUCUAGGGGUGGGUCUAGGGCUGCGUCGAGGGGGUUGGAUUAG
Messenger RNA from Penicillium manginii, 837 nucleotides. RefSeq lists its product as uncharacterized. Bases 1 to 837 code for a protein of 278 amino acids. NCBI's taxonomy places the organism in Eukaryota, Fungi, Ascomycota, Eurotiomycetes, Eurotiales, Aspergillaceae. The record is from RefSeq and is a predicted model, not a curated record. The transcript is spliced from 3 exons.